AUGUCGGCAGCGUCAUCGCCGCCCUUCAGCGAAAAUGCACUCAACCGCUUCCGCAUAACGCAUCCCGACCAGACCCGCAGCCUGGCGCGGCGUCUAAACCGUCUCCCUCACCUCCCCCAAACCAACCUCGAGGCGAAGAACGACGCCGAGACCGAAGUCGAGAUUGCGCGUCUUGAGGCGCAGCGCUGGAAGUUCGGCGUCGAGCGGACCCUCGCGACGGUCGCGGCGCUCGACAGGCAGCGGGACGAGUACACCAGCAAGACGGCUGAUACUGUCAGUCGCACCGAGGAGCUUCGGCGGAUUAUUGCGGCGGAGAAGGAGCAGCUCGCUCGCGAACAGGCCGAGCGUGACUACCGCAUGCGGUGCGACGACGUCGCCAGGAAGAUUCAGGCUCGCGGCAAGACGCGUGCUGAGCUCCAAGCCGAAAUCGAAGCUCUCGAAGCCUCGAUCGUCGAGCACCGCGAGGGAUUCGACGCUGUCCUGGAUGUCGCGCGGCGGCGCGUCGAGACGUUCACUCGUAUCGGCAGCCUCAUGGAAGAAUGCCGCGCCCUCAAGAUGCCACAGUUCGAUGACGAGGCACCAGAGGCCGCGCGCGAGUCCAACCCCGAGCCGAAGCUCAAGCCUACUGCCCUUCCCUUCCAGCCGCGCGUGAGCGGAGCUAACGCUGCGCCAACUCGCGCCGCAUCUCCGGCUGUGCGUAACCCCGCUCCCGCACCCGGAUCGCGCACGCCUGCAGCUACUCAUGGCCAUGGCCUGCCAGCACGUCCCGCGUCGCGCUCUGGCCAGCGUUACACUACUCGUCCAACUUUACCACAGCGUCCCGGCGGCUCGCGUACCAUUCCGGGUCUUGAGGACGGCGAAGUCGGGGAGGAGGACGGUGAGGUGAAGGAGAACGGGAAACGGCGUGCCGCGGAUGAGGUGGGCAGAAACACGCGCCAGCGGAGGUAG
Cutaneotrichosporon cavernicola is the source of this 948-nucleotide messenger RNA. RefSeq lists its product as uncharacterized. Gene Ontology annotation, biological process: mRNA processing. Gene Ontology annotation, cellular component: THO complex part of transcription export complex. The record is from RefSeq and is a predicted model, not a curated record. Bases 1 to 948 code for a protein of 315 amino acids. Lineage: Eukaryota; Fungi; Basidiomycota; Tremellomycetes; Trichosporonales; Trichosporonaceae. The transcript has 4 exons.